Molecule: messenger RNA, 3090 nt
Organism: Nothoprocta perdicaria
Lineage: Eukaryota; Metazoa; Chordata; Aves; Tinamiformes; Tinamidae
Product: very large A-kinase anchor protein-like
Exons: 7
Coding region: 1-3090 (1029 amino acids)
Source: RefSeq, a predicted model, not a curated record
AUGCCGGGAGUGGAACAAUGGGAUAGCCCCCGUUCUGAGCAAGCUGCCCACGUCGGAGGAUUGUUCAUAGUCAUAGCAGUAGCAGAGGCCCCGAUUCAGCCGGGUGCCUCCGUGGUGGCCUGUGCUGAGAUGUGUUCAGUGAAAUCAGUGAAGAUUUAUCAAAACCCUUGGCAGAGUUUUGAAAACAAAGGAAGUGAAGCCAUAAAUUCAAAGAGCAAUCAGAAGGAAAUCACAACUCUUCCAGCACUACUGACGGUUUGUCAAAAUGAGGAAAAGAACCAUUCCACAGAAGAACUUAGCAAUUCUGAAAUCCAUGAGGAAUUAAAAAAGGCUAAUAGCCUUCCUAGUUUGACACCUGCAACCAAAACAGCAUAUAAGGACAAGCAGCCCAGAGAAGGUUUUUUCCAGUUUCUUGGAAGCUUAUUUAAUAUUGCAUCAAAAUCUUCUUUGGUAGAGUCUAAACCAUCUACCUUCCAAGAUGAACCAAACAGAUGUGAAAAGGAUUUGCAGGACAGAAAUACCCUUCUGGAGGGCAGGCAUCCAAAGAAUCUGAAAACUGAACAGCCUGUCAAUUCUACAGCUAAAAUAAAAGAGGAUUCUGUAAAUAAAGCUGACACUGUCCUAAACAACACUGGGAAAGAUAUCUCACAGGAUGUACAAGGAGGCCGGAAACGAUCUGCGGAUGUGCUAAAGCAGAUGCAGUGGAAACCAGAAUCACCUGCAGUUACCUAUGCAACAUAUCGAGGCUCUGCAAGAAUUAGGCAACUACUGAAAAAACAGUCAGAGAAGGCUGAAAGAGAAGAAAGUACUGAUAGCAGGAAUGGUUCCCUUGUCAGAGAAAAUGGAGAAAUCCAGAURACAGUGUCUUCAAAACCAGGACAUUUAUUAAAGGAAAACGGAGAAGUUGAGGGUAAAGACAAUGAAGAUCAUGACCCAGUGAAUUCUUCUACCAUUGAAACAGAACUGAAAAAGUCUCAGCAUUGCUUAGGUGGCAGUAAACGUGAAAUAACUGCAAAUACCUCAGCUUCAUCUACUGAUUUAUCUAGUGAAGUGGAUUUAAAAUACACACCAGCUUUACAUACAACUAGAGUGAAGAGGACGUAUUCACUAGAUUCGUUUUUGUCAUCUGAUAGGAACAGAGAGGUCCUGAUCGAUUCCACUUGCCAGAGUACUGAUUCCACUACAAUGAGUCUUGUAAAUCAUUUCAUGGAAAAAGAAGGAAUGCCAGGAGAAUCAGACGCUCAGUUUCAGGCAGAUGAAAAUGUUCCUUCUAACAYUGAUAAAAAAAUUGAUUGUAGCAAAGGAAGUACUAAGGAAUCUGAAAAAAUAAUGCAGAAUGAUGGUUUUCGUUCAUCCAAAUCAAAAAGAGAAACAGUAAAUGGUCAACUACAGCAGACAGAAGGAGAAUAUUGCUGUAAUCAUCAAACAGUGAGCCCCUUAGAUCUAACACUGAAUAUCCAAAUGCUUCAUUCCUCCACCACUGCAUUUCAAAAAAGUACAGAUAGUGCAAACAAAGAUAGUGAUGCUAGCAAAAGUGAUGCACAAAGAAUUGUGCCAACUGUAGCAAGUGGGCAAAAUCCACAAGGCUCUGUUUCUGCUGUGCAUCGGCCUUUUGAUGAACAAAUACCUGCUUCACUUAGCAAGGAGUGCCGAGUAGACAGGAGCAUAGCUACAGGUAACCCAACUACUGUAGCUGCGUCUGUUAAAAAUUAUGAACAUGCAGUCAUGGACGGGGAAACCAGAAAUGAAGAACUGAGUGAACUAGGGAAAACCAUGCAUAUACAAAAUGAUCAUCAAUUAAUCUUUGUGGACAAGGAUACUAGUAAGGAUACUAGUGCAGAACAGUCUGAUUUAUCUCCUCUAGAAACUGAGGAGUUUGAAACAAUGAAAGUUUCACCUGAGGCCAUAGUAGAAAAGCUUGACAAAGAAUCAUCUUGCCUUCACAGGUGUGGAAGUCUGAACUCUAACUUUUAUGAGCUGAUACCACCUCUCUCUGCUUCUUAUGAGUUGUCUUUUAGAACUGGAGGUUGUUGCUCAGCUUCUCAUCUUCCUAGCUCUCAAUCUGAAAAUAAAGCUACAGGGGAAAGAGAAGCCAGUUUAGAAGAUGUGAGAGAUACUAUUUCUUGUCCUGAUCUUGAAGAUGAGAAGAACAAAUCCCAUGAGCUUGCAGAGAUAAGCCUGUCAGGAAACUCAGUUCCUGUCCGUGAGGUUGGUGCUAUUUCCCUUAAAACUGUUCAAAGCAUUUCUCCCAAGACAACAGUUGUACCUGCAGAAAAUGACACAGCAAAGAGUGAACUUUGGCCUUUAAUCAGCACUGACAGGACAGAUGAUGCUUUUGCUGCUGCUUCUAAAAUAAGGAAAGCUGGUACAUCUGAGACUGCUCCUGUUCCUUCUCAGUCCAGCAAUGACGUCUCUGAAUUUUCCUCUCAUAUGUCCAACUCAGAAGAAAUUUUGGAGGUUUCACAUUCUGCCUUGAAACAUGGAAGGAAGCCCUUAACCAAGCACUGCCCUUUUGUCUGUGAAAAAGAUGUUAAUGUAGGUGACAUUGCUGACUCUUCAUCUAGUUCUGGAGAAGCUAAUAUGACUACUUCUUCAAAACUUGAUAACAGUAGUAAGCCUGCAAUAUCAUCUGUGUUACUUAAUUCUUCAUCUGGCAACCAUCAAAAAACACCUUCUGCCACUAACUCUGAAAAUGACAAAAUUGCCACAUCUGCUGCUGCUUCUGAACAGGAUGGCCAAUCCAGCUGURUUUUUCCUGCUGCUGAGUCGAGAGGAACUAUCCCUGAGGACAAGAUGACCAAGACGCCACUUUGCCCAGAAGACUCAAGAGCUACAUGCCCAGAUGUUUCUGUAGAAUUUGACAUUAACAUAGCUGAAACUGAUCACUCUGGUGCUGCCAUAGACCUGUGGGGAGCUUCCAUCCCCAAGGCUGCUUCACCAUCCAAAGAAACCUGCAACCUUCCUGCUUCUGCCCUUGAAACACUGAGGGUUGCCCAGGAAAGCAGUAAUUCCCCUAGUCGUAAACUCAGUGAUGGGGGAGAGACUGCAUCCCCUGCACAAAAGCCUGAUGGUGUCGUAAACCUCUUCUAA